AUGAGGAACUUGACAGUUAGCAGUCAUGUCAUUGCUGACUUACGGGACCAGUUUAUUCCUUCAGGACUACCUGACAACGUUAGUUGCUGCUUGGACCCAAUAAAUGACAAUUUAUUUGUAGUGGAUGCAAAUAAUAUUUAUUUAAUCUGUAAAAAUGAAAUGGGAUUUGAAGUACUCAAAAAAACAGGUAUUAAUGACAACACUGAAGCUAAGCCAGUUGGAAUCCAAUACUGGAGUGACAACGAGACUCUUUACUGCGCUUACGACAACGGUGACCUGAUAAAAGUAUCUCCCAAUGAGCCUUUUGACCACCAAGUCGCUGCUCAUAUCGACGGCGGUAUAGAGUGCAUACAACUCAGUCCGGACCAAGAAAUUCUCGUUUUGGUGACCAAGACUCACCAAGUUUAUACCAUGAUCUCCAGUUUGCAAGUGAUGUCAGAAGCAGAUUUGACUGCUGAGGAGUUUGGAGACAAGCAGUUUGUAACUGUAGGGUGGGGGAAGAAAGAAACUCAAUUUCAUGGGUCUGAAGGUAAGGCUGCGGCUGUAGCCAAAGCUCUUAUCAUCGGCAAGACUGAUAAAGACACCAAAAAAUCAUCUAUAACUUGGCGAGGAGACGGAACUUUAUUCGCAGUGAGUUUUUUUCACGAGAAAGUCGACGUGAGAUUAUUCAAAAUCUUCAACCGGGAGGGAGUGCUUCAGUACACGAGCGAGCUGACUCACAGGCUGGAGGAAUUUAUUGCCUGGAAGCCGUCAGGAAAUUACAUUGCAGCGACGCAGAGGCUGGAGGAUAAAUACGUGGUGGGUUUGUUUGAAAAAAAUGGACUCAAGCAUCGAGAGUUCACUCUGCCGUUCAGCCCUACGGAAGUUGACGUUAAAAGUCUACUCUGGAGUCCAGACUCGGAGAUUCUCGUGGUAGAAUGCAAGAGUUUGAUUCCUGAUGGUUCUUGCAACCAGUACCUACAAUUGUGGACGGUUAAUAAUUACCAUUGGUACUUGAAGCAGAGCAUUGGCUUCAGUGAUGAUGAUCCGCUGAUUUACUACACCUGGAGCUCGGCACCACGUGCUCGCAAACGCUUAAUAACGAUGACGAGGCUUAAGUGUGUGAUUUACUCGUUCAGGUGGACGAUUAAUCACAGCCGCGGGAUGAGCGACACCGAUAAAAGUGUCGUCGGUGUUAUUGACGGUGACAAACUAUUGGUAACUGGGUUCAGAGUGGGCAUCGUGCCACCACCCAUGUCCCACAAGUCUGUGGAAGUUGAUUGCGCUAUUAAUGAAUGUAUCUUUGCUUACUCUUGUCAUAAUGACAGUGACACUGACUCUUGGAUUGAUUCCAAUUCAUUUUUCUUGCUGUUACAAAAUAAUAAACUGGCGCUAUGUUUGUUUAUUCGGGACGAGUUUCCGCUCGAGUACCAAUAUGUUAGAUCAUACAAAAUUGAAUGGGAUGAAGAAGCUGCACCCCUAGAAUUGAAAAUAGAAGAAAUAAAUUAUUCACUACAUCAUUUUCUAUGGCUGAAAGACAAUACAAUGUUGUGUUCAUUUUCACACGGAGAUCAUUGUUAUUUAUGCGUUCUUGAAUUAGUAAACGUUCAUAAAGAUCAAGAUGAUGGGCGGAUAAUAAUUAGAGAGGCAUUGAUGAUGCACGAACACAUCCAGCACAUCGUGGCAUCGCCAGGUGACGUGAAUGACACAGCUUACCUGGUGGUGGGCAAUCAAGUGCUAAAAUACAUUCACGGCGAAGGUGCUGUGCCGACAGAAAUAAUUAUCCCGGAAUCUUGUGAUCAAGUGGAGGUCGUGGAGAUCGAGAAACGUCAUGUCAUCGUCAUGCUUGGUUGUACAAACCGUCUGUAUGUUGACGGCACAGAAGUCGCUAACAACAUCAACAGUAUUUGCAUUCACUCGGAUUUUCUUUUACUUACGACUCUGCAACACGCGUUGGUUUGUGUCGUCAUGAAUGCUGAUGGAUUUAGUAAACUUUCCAUGUCUAAUUUGUCUCUCAAGUCAUGGGGAACUGGACAAACUGAACAUACUACUGGAGACUCGCGUGCGAUUCUCCAAAUGAAACGCGGAAAUUUAGAAACCAUCCAACCGCGACCUUUAAACUUACACAUAAUAAAAAGCCACUUAAGCUGCCUUAAUUACUUCACGGCAUUCGACAUAAUGCGCAAACAGCGAAUAAACCUGAACCUGAUUUACGAUCACAACCCUCGAAUGUUCGUAGAAAACGCUGAAAAAUUUAUCGACGAAAUAAAAAACCCCUGCUGGCUGAACCUUUUUAUCUCCGAGCUCCAUGAGGAAGACGUCACAGAAACGCUAUACAGUUCUUGUUACACUGACCAAGAAAACGAGUCGAGAAAAUCUGAAUUCGACAUUCCAGAGGAAGGAAAAGUCGAGAAAAUUUGCCAGUUAUUAAGAAGCAUUAUGGAAAAAAAAUCCGAGACUCGCAAUCUUAUCCAGCCAAUUUUAACCUGUCUUGUAAAAAACAAGCACACUCCAGGAUUAGAAGCAGCUUUGCGUAAAAUUAAGGAGUUUAGGUCCAAAGAAGGAACUUCUUCUUCUUCUCGCCAAUCUGCAGAAGAAGCUUUAAAAUAUCUACUGUACCUAGUAGACGUUGAAGUGCUCUACGACAUUGCUCUAGGAAUGUAUGACCUCGAGCUGGCUAAAUUCGUAGCUUCUAAAUCUUUUAAAGACCCCAAAGAAUAUUUACCGUAUUUAAACGGGCUUGCUAAUUUAGAAGAAAAUUAUCGCAAGUUUAAAAUUGAUAAAGAUCUAAAGCGAUACGAGUCUGCGUUAGAUAAUAUUGCGAAGCGUUUGGAUAAAUUUGACGAGUGUAUUGAUUUAAUUUGUAAUUACGAUCUCUUUGCAAAGGCAAUUAAAUUGUUUCCGAAGGAUGGAAAGGAGUACAAGGAAAUUGCGAGAAUUUAUGCAGAAAAUUUGAUGAGAAAUAAACGGUACCGCGAAGCUGGGUUGAUGUUCCAACGAAGCGGAGAGUUGGAGCGCGCUUUGCAGGUCCACAAGACAGCUGGUAGUUGGCAAGACGCCAUUAUAGUGUCCACUAAAAUGAAGAUGAGUCCUGGGGAGCUAAAUGUUCUCUACCAAGAUCUUGUCACGCAGCUGCGCGAGGACAAGAGGUUCCGCGAGGCAGCUGAGAUAUGUCUGACAUACCUAAACCAUGUUGAAGAAGCUGUGUCACUUUUGAGCGAAGGUAAAGAGUGGAGAGACGCAUUGAGAAUUGCUCACUCGUUUAAAAGGCUUGAUUUGAUUGAGACACAUGUCCAGCCCGGCUCUCAUGAGCAUGCAAUAGAGAUUUAUUUUAGAAUUAACAAAAAUAAGGAGGAUUUUUUGAAGCACAAGCGACGAUUGAUGAUCGUGAGGAAGGAAAAGGCGAAAAAGCAGGCGCUUAUGCUUGAAGCUCUGGAGGAAGAGCGCGGAAAUGCGGGGAGAGACUUCAGCGAUUUGCUCAGCGAGACCAGCAGUGUGGCUGGAUCUGCUGCAAGUGGCAGUUCCAGGAGCUCAAGGAGUUCAGGAAGAAGCUACAGGUCCGGGAAAAAUAAACGCAAGCAUGAGAGGAAGGUCUUGGAUAUCAAAGAAGGAAGCGCUUAUGAAGAUCUUGGGUUAAUUCGAGCGCUUCAUGUUAUUAUUACGAAUACUUACUUGCAACGUGAAGAGGUUCAAGCGGUUAAUAGAGUUCUUCUGCAGUUCUUCUUUGAUGAGCUCGCGGAGAAGUUGCAGAAUGCGCUGAAGGAUUUGCUGGGACUUAUUGAGAAGAGCAAGCAUGAGAUUUGGGUCAAGGUGGCUGAUGAUGAUAAUGAUCCGAAUAAAUUGCAGAGUUGUUUGUUGGAAGCUAAGUUCACUUAUCCUCCAGAAGCGGGAUCCAGCCAGUGGUCGCUUGAUUUGUUUCCACAGUCUUAUAAAAAUUUAACUUAG
Cotesia congregata is the source of this 3924-nucleotide messenger RNA. Lineage: Eukaryota; Metazoa; Arthropoda; Insecta; Hymenoptera; Braconidae. The record is from the annotation of a GenBank genome assembly.